Messenger RNA from Solanum stenotomum, 2182 nucleotides. RefSeq names its product protein HAIKU1-like. The transcript has a single exon. The record is from RefSeq and is a predicted model, not a curated record. Bases 757 to 1794 code for a protein of 345 amino acids. Lineage: Eukaryota; Viridiplantae; Streptophyta; Magnoliopsida; Solanales; Solanaceae.
AACGCGUCAUUUUUCAAACUUCAAUUUCCUUUUCAUUUCUUGGUUGACCGACGAUACCCACCAACUCCACCACCUCAUUCCGCCGUGCUCAGCUCUCUUACUAGGGUUUACUCUACGUCUUCUUAACUCAUAUAAGACGCAAGUUUUUGUACCUAUAACUGAAGACCAAUUUUGCAGUUCAACUGUUCGACGAUUUGCCCCAAUUAAUCACAACGUAAAUUUCUUCUACUCUAACCUUUUUUCAAUUUCAGUGAAUUAUCUAUCUCUCUGAUAAAUUGGAAGUUGGGAAAAAGAUAAAAGUUGAAAUUUUUUAAGGUUGUUUUGUUCUCUGUUUGCUCGUUUGGACUCAAGUAUUUGUAAAGUAAAAAUAUUGUAUAUUGUUUCGUUUUUGGAAGAGUUUGGUGAUAUAUGAUAUUUGGGAAUUAAAUAUAUUGUAGAACGAAUAAAGUUGUGUUUACUGAAGCAGAUGUUUGUUUGGAGUUGAAGCUGGUUGGUUGAUCUAUGGGUAUUACUGUUUGUGGUGAUAGUUGUUCAAUUUCAAGGGUAAAGUUUGUUGUUAUCAUAAUGCUGCUUCAGACCCUUUUCAGAUUUGUUUAAGUUUGGAGAGCUUAUUGUGCUAUAUUUUAAAUUCAAAGUGUAUAUCUGCAUAGGCAGAAGGAGGUCUAUUGCAGUGAUAUAAGGUUUCAGUUGCAGUGUUGAGAAGGGUGUUAAAGAUAAUAUAUUUUGGUGUUUAGUCAUUGUAUUGAAGUGUUUGAGAUGGAUAAUUCAAAUCGGUCGUACAGUAGGAAUUCUGAUCAUUUGGGUGUGAAUAAAUUUGGGAAGAAUAUCAACAAGAGUCCUAUACACCAACCCAAUUUUAACAAUGCAAAUAGUGCUAGGCAACAACCUCAACCUCAGGUUUACAAUAUUAACAAGAAUGAUUUUCGGAGCAUUGUUCAGCAACUGACAGGUUCACCAUCUCAAGAGCCUCCAGCUAGACCUCCCCAGAAUCCUUCUAAGCCUCCGAGUAUGAGAUUACAAAAGAUUCGGCCACCACCUUUGACUCCUAUAAAUCGUCCCCAAAUUCCAAUCCACCCUCCAGCACAGAUCCCUGCCCCAGCUCGACCUGCAGGUGGUGUUCCUUACCAGAACAAUAUUGUAAGACCGCCUCCCCACUAUGGUCAGCCCUCACCGUCUAUGUUACCACCAACUCCUGGAGAUGUUUGGACAAAUACAACUGAGUCUCCAAUUUCAGUUUAUAUGCGUUAUCUUCAAAAUUCAAUAAUAGAUUCAGGGCCUAAACUAACACAAUUUCAAGGUCCUGGUCAUAUUCAAGCACAUCCAGCAUCAUCUGGUUUGCUUCCUAAUCCUUCAAUGCCACCUUUUCCAUCUCCUAGAAUGAAUGGCCCGCCUCCUCUCCCAUUUGCUCGGAUGAGUGGUCCUCCUCCGCAUCUUCUAUCUCCUAGAAUGAAUGGGCCACCUCUUCUACCAUCUCCUAGAAUGAAUGGUCCUCCUCCACCUCUUCCUUCUCCGGGAAUAAAUGGGCCUCCUCCUUUGCCUUCACCUACUUCUCAGUAUCUUUUUCCGUCACCCACUGGCUUCUUGAACUUGUUAUCUCCCCGUUCCCCUUAUCCAUUGCUUUCUCCAGGUAUGCAGCAUCCUCCACCGCUGACACCAAAUUUCUUCUUCUCUCCUAUGGCACAGCCUGGAGGUUUUGGCGCUGGACCACAAUUUCCUCCUUCUCCUGGUUAUGGAUUUCCGUUGUCACCUUCUGGGUUCUUCCCCAUGUCAAGUCCAAGAUGGAGGGGUCAAUAGCACCACCACGACGAGAGCUGCUGAUCUUGAUGGAUUCUUUGCUUCGAGUUUUGUCAAGGUGGUAGAUCUCUUUCAAAUUAAAGCUUUUUCGUUGUGGAUAUGCAGUGUAUACAAUGUAAAAGAUCCUUCUGAACGUGUUUAUACUUUUUUUCUUUGUUUUUCUUAACAUUUAUUUCAAAUAUUUGACUCUUUCUAUGUAGAGUUUGUAGCAGAUGUAUCUCUUUAUUUGCGUAGCCCUUAUUUAGUACAUUUAGCAACUCUCAACUGAAUAGUUGAAAAGGUCAGGCUUGUUAGAUGAUAGUUAAUUGAAUUUUAUAUGUAGCUGGAAAGGUUCUUGUAUUCCUUGUAAUGUCAACUUUGGGAUCAAAUAUUUUGGUUCUUUUUCCUA